Messenger RNA from Frankliniella occidentalis (western flower thrips), 2193 nucleotides. It is a transcript of the gene Nop60B, whose product is annotated as H/ACA ribonucleoprotein complex subunit 4. Gene Ontology annotation, biological process: box H/ACA sno(s)RNA 3'-end processing; rRNA pseudouridine synthesis; mRNA pseudouridine synthesis. Gene Ontology annotation, cellular component: box H/ACA snoRNP complex. Bases 143 to 1666 code for a protein of 507 amino acids. The record is from RefSeq and is a predicted model, not a curated record. The transcript is spliced from 13 exons. Gene Ontology annotation, molecular function: RNA binding; pseudouridine synthase activity. Lineage: Eukaryota; Metazoa; Arthropoda; Insecta; Thysanoptera; Thripidae.
AACAAAAACAACUGAUGAUACACAAAAAAGAGCUAAACAGCACAAGAAGGCAGUGACUUGUCGGAUACGCACACGCACAUGCUGCUGCAGCGUGCAUCACCGGAUUACUGAAACCACGUGUGUGAUCACAAACAAUCUCAAAAUGGAUAUUCUUGGGAGUUCAGAGAAAAAGAAAAAGAAGGACAAGAAGACUUUAGGUGAUAUUCAGGCUGGACAGGAGUUUCAGGUGGAACCAUCAGACAAAAAAGAAAAGCUUGAUACGUCACAAUGGCCUCUGCUCUUAAAGAAUUUCGACCGGCUGAACUGUCGCACAAUGCAUUAUACUCCCCUGCCUUUUGGAUCUUCACCUUUGCAAAGAUCUAUCAAGGACUAUGUAAGCUCUGGUGUACUCAACUUAGACAAGCCCUCAAAUCCCAGUUCACAUGAAGUUGUGGCAUGGAUCAAAAGAAUAUUGAAAGUUGAGAAGACAGGUCAUGCUGGAACGCUUGAUCCCAAGACAUCUGGUUGUCUCAUUAUAUGCAUUGACAGAGCAACUCGUCUGGUCAAAUCACAGCAAAGUGCUGGCAAAGAGUAUAUAUCUGUAUUCAAAUUGCACUCUGCUCCUGAAAGUGAAGCAAAGGUAGCCCAAGCUCUUCACAAGUUAAGAGGGGCUCUAUUUCAGCGACCACCUUUGAUCUCUGCUGUAAAAAGGCAACUUAGAGUUAGAACAACAUAUGACAACAAAUUGAUUGAGUAUGAUCCAGAAAGAAACAUGGGUAUAUUUUGGGUCAAGUGUGAGGCAGGAACAUAUGUCCGAACGAUUUGUGUUCAUCUUGGACUGAUGUUAGGAGUUGGUGGUCAAAUGCUGGAACUCCGCCGAAACCGCUCUGGCUUGCAUAGUGAAAAGGAUGGUCUUACAACCUUGCAUGAUAUUAUGGAUGCCCAGUAUUUGUAUGAAAAUCACAAGGAUGAAACAUACUUACGCCGUAUUAUUCUUCCCUUGGAGUCCUUACUCCGAGGUCACAAAAGAAUAAUCAUGAAAGACAGCUCGGUCAAUGCUGUUUGUUACGGUGCCAAAAUUAUGCUUCCUGGAAUAUUGCGAUAUGAAGAUGGUAUCGAGUUGAACCAGGAAGUAGUUAUAGUUACCACUAAAGGAGAGGCCAUAGCUCUAGCCAUUGCCCUCAUGACAACUGCUACCAUAGCAAGUUGUGAUCAUGGUAUUGUGGCUAAAAUUAAGCGAGUCAUUAUGGAACGCGACACAUAUCCAAGAAAGUGGGGCUUGGGUCCUAAGGCUUCAAUCAAAAAGAAUAUGAUCAAGCAGGGCCUGCUGGAUAAGUUUGGCAAACCAAAUGAAAAUACCCCAGCUGACUGGACCACUAGCUACAAGGAUUACUCGGAAGUCAAGGUGAAAGAAGAGCCAGAUGUAAUGGGUGAGGACAACGGGGAAGCCCCAUCAAGAAAGCGCAAGCUCAGUGAAAGAAGUGCAUCUCCAACCGAGGCUGAAACUUCAACUGCUGAUAUUUCCAUUAAAAAAGAGAAAAAGAAGAAGAAAAAGAAGAAGCAUGAUGAAGAGGAAGGUGGUGAGGAGGUUGCAACAGGAAGCACAGAGGAGGAAGUCCCUAAGAAAGAGAAGAAAAAGAAGAAGAAGAAGGACAAAGAAAAGGCCAAGGAAUCCGACAGCGAUUAAAAGAAUCAGCAAAUGUUUUAUGUUUUCUUUAUUUUUUAUUUUUUUGAAUUGUCCCUGUUUUGGUGCCGAACUGUGCUGCAAUUAUGUUUGUAUGGUACUUUGUUUAUCACAUGCUAAGUAAGCCACAGAAGCAGCAUCUGUGUAUAUAACAGUUAAAGGAAUUUAUAUUUUCUUUUCAACUUGCAUAAACUGCCAGAGUACAAUUUAUUUUCUUUUAUUUGUUACUUUUAGAAAUCUAUAUUGUUUUGAUUUCGAGCAUGGACUUGUAGACCUUUAUUGCCUAUUCUGUUAAAAUCCACAAUCAGUAUCAUGAAAACUUCCACGUUUGACGAGACUUGUUUAGUGUUAUGAAAUCGUGCUUCACCUGUGUUGCUGUAAAACAGCAGUGGUGGUAGAUGUUAAGAAUCAAAGGUGUCUAAUCCGUUGAUUUUGUACUUUUGCUACUGUGACAGCAACUGUUCAGUAAUAAAGUCUCCCUGCAGCUAGGGUGCUUAUUUUUUAAUAAAAAUAAAACUAAACCUGAUCUA